CAGAGUAAAUUAGAGGGAAUUGAAAUAAACAGGGAUUCUUUUCGAGUCUUCUUUAUCCCCUACAGUGUUCUUAGGUUCUUUGCCUUUCGAGAGAGCUAAGCUAAAAUAUAGUAGUAGAACACAUUGCGAAGAUCAGAUCUAGAUCCGGGUUACUUGGAACUGCUACUUCGUGAAGCAAUUUCACCUUCAAUCCUUCUUCAUCAUCUCUGGUGCUUAAAGUCUUGUGGGUUGAUCACUACUUGGACCAGCAGCCAUGUCCCGAAGGCCAGGAAAUCCUGCCAGACGCAUUGCAGACAGUGGCAGUAUUCCAUUUGUGAAUUCAUUGAAUCAGAAAUCACGCUCUUCACCUUUGCUGUCAAUUGGGCUCGUCCUUGUGGGCGCCUUCCUUCUUAUUGGCUAUUCUUAUAGUGGCUCAGGUGGAUUUGGUGGAGGUAGAGAAGCUCUUAGCAAGACUGAAGGUGAUCUUUCAUGCACAUCAGAAGUUCAGAGAGCCUUACCUUUUCUGAAGAAAGCAUAUGGUGAAGCCAUGCGUAAAGUUUUGCAUGUAGGCCCUGAAACUUGUUCAGUGGUCUCUAAAUUCCUACAAGAAGAGGAUACUGAAGCCUGGGGUGUGGAACCAUAUGACAUAGAAGAUGCUGAUGCUACCUGCAAGAGUCUCGUGCGCAAGGGCAUUGUGCGUGUGGCUGAUAUCAAGUUUCCUCUCCCUUACAGGGCAAAGUCAUUCUCACUUGUUAUUGUGUCAGAUGCUUUGGAUUACUUGUCUCCAAAGUACCUCAACAGGACUCUUCCAGAAUUGGCAAGGGUAUCCAUGGAUGGACUUGUUAUUUUUACCGGUUAUCCAGGUCAACAGAGAAUCAAAGUAGCUGAGCUAUCUAAAUUUGGAAGGCCUGCCAAGUUUCGGAGCUCUUCUUGGUGGAUACGGUAUUUUGUUCAAACAGGCUUGGAAGAAAAUGAAGCUGCCACCAAGAAAUUCGAGCAGGCUGCAACCAAGAAAUCCUACAAGCCAAGUUGUCAAGUUUUCCAUCUUAACGCAUACCACUGAGAGCAUGAUAUCUUCGAUGUUCAUGGAGCUUCUCAGCACAAUUAAGGCAAGAGUCUUCAACUCUCAUCUGAAAUAUAUCUCCCUAAUGGGUGACUUAAGUUUGAUGGAUGUGAUCAGUUCUGAUCAUUUAUUGUUAUUGUGUUCCAACAAUUAGAUGGUUGAUAUUUAUUGACUAUAAUUUUCAUGGGGAGGGGGGAGGGGAUUUCAUGAAUUGUAAUCAUAAAAUGUAUUUUUUGGAGUCUAGGUUUUCUGAUCUACACUUUGUUGUAACUGCGAAGAUACUGCAGAGUUUUCUCUUUCCAAGAUGGUCACCAUUUUACCAAGAAAUGAUAUGUCAAUCAAAAUUAGCUGUACUGUUUUU
Messenger RNA from Telopea speciosissima, 1403 nucleotides. RefSeq names its product probable pectin methylesterase CGR3. NCBI's taxonomy places the organism in Eukaryota, Viridiplantae, Streptophyta, Magnoliopsida, Proteales, Proteaceae. The record is from RefSeq and is a predicted model, not a curated record. The transcript is spliced from 7 exons. Bases 254 to 1042 code for a protein of 262 amino acids. Gene Ontology annotation, molecular function: methyltransferase activity. Gene Ontology annotation, biological process: pectin metabolic process.